GCUGUAUGGGCUCGGAAGGAUUUUAUCGCGAUCGUAAACUAAAAUGGCUUGCAAUAUCAAGCCCAUGCACAAAAGCAAACAUUUUCCCAUAGACCAGCUAGUAUGUGUCGGCAACUACGAGUUGGAAAAGACAAUCGGUACUGGAAAUUUCGCAGUUGUAAAACUCGCCACACAUGUUAUUACUAAAAGUAAGGUCGCAAUUAAAAUAAUAGAUAAGUCAAGAUUGGAUGAAGAUAAUUUAAAGAAGACGUUUAGGGAAAUAGCUAUAAUGAAAAGGUUGAGGCAUCCUCACAUUGUCCGGCUGUAUCAGGUUAUGGAAAGCACACACACACUCUACCUCGUCACAGAAUACGCGCCAAAUGGGGAAAUAUUCGAUCACCUUGUAACGCGCGGACGCAUGCCCGAGUCGGAGGCGGCGCGUGCGUUCGCGCAAAUGGUCGCCGCAGUUGGUUAUUGUCACGCGAACGACGUUGUGCACAGGGAUUUGAAGGCUGAGAACCUGUUGCUGGAUAGGGAUAUGAAUAUAAAGCUAGCAGACUUCGGUUUCAGCAACAAAUACACAAAGGGAUCACCGCUAUCCACAUGGUGUGGUAGUCCACCGUACGCGGCGCCAGAGUUGUUUGAGGGUCGUCAAUAUGAUGGACCUAAAGCGGAUAUAUGGUCACUAGGCGUAGUUCUAUACGUGUUAGUGUGCGGUGCAUUACCGUUCGACGGCGGCACACUCAGUGAGUUACGAAGCGUGGUCGUGAGUGGCAAGUUUAGGAUACCGUACUUCAUGUCGCAGGACUGCGAACACCUAAUACGUCACAUGCUGGUAGUGGAGCCCGAGCGUCGUUUCACGCUACAGGCGGUGGCGAAGCACCACUGGCUGAGGGCGCGCGCCCCCGCCGGGGCGGAGGCCGAGCUAUCGGCCGGCGAAUGCGGCUGCCACCCGGCGGGGGCGAAGCCCGAGGACUCCGCGGCGCACGACGCGGCGUUAGAACACAUGCUCACGCUGCCGGGGCUCAGCCACGGGCUUAUACAGCAGUCGGUACACGAAGAGAGGUUCGACCAUAUAUCAGCCAUAUAUCAUCUAUUAGUCGAUAAACUAUUACAAAAAGACGACAGCGCACAAGCAGAUUCAUUAGAUUCAAACACAGGACUACCAUUAGAUCUUACUGGUAAAAAGAACGACAGCGGUGAUGUAGAAAGUAUGGAGGCGGAAGAAACUCUCGCUUACCUCACUGGUGAUGGUCAGGAACACGAAUUGGAAAGGUUCGGUGACAUAUCCCCCCCCACGGCUGAAGAGCCCCGUCAGCGCGUGACGGACUGUCACGCGACGCGACGUCAUACUGUCGGCCCCGGCGACUGUCGGCACACGCAUGCGCAGGUUGGAGAGCUAUCGUCUUGUGGGGCUGCGUCAGCUGACCUUAGGCCUGCGCCCCUAUGUGCGUCUACACAUUUACAUCAACAAGCGGCAGCACGUGUUGCACUAUUACCGCACACGGACCUGGCGGGCAAGCUGCCGGCGGUGCAGCACCGCCCGCCGCACCACUUCAGUGUCAAGGACCAGCACCUGCUGAAGCCGCCGCAGGCCAUGUUGCAUCACGCGUCUUCAUUCGGACGUCGCGCGUCAGACGGCGGCGCGCACGUGGGUCGGACACACUCGCCCGCGUGCUCGCAUUCACAUCACGUGUCAGACAGCGGUACGACGAACCGGACCGACGAUUCGGAGCGUACAGAGGAACAAACAUCCGAAUCACAGUAUAAUAGCAAUUUGUGCAGGUACAUGUUAAAUCGCGGCAGCAGUAAACGUCACACGAUGGCAACGCCAGAAGACGCGGCUACUGUAUGCGCUUCCACAACCAUGGCAAGUACAUCACCAUCGUCGUCAGCGAACAUAAGAGUAAGGAGGACCGGUUUAUUAACGGUCACAGAACGGCCGCCCGUAAUAAGUCCAGAACUAGUCAUGGAAGUCGAAGCGCGUAUGAAACGAAACUACAUGCCGCCAUCUAUACAGUACAAUGCUGGUUACUCCAGCCCCCCCCACACGAACCCCCCACAACCCCCGAAUCAGGGGUCGAUAACCGCGGGAACCCCCAACUAUCCUAUAUCAAUGAAACCCGUGUUAGAAACGAUACCACAAGGCAGUGUAAUGGGAUCGAUAACUUCGGGAACCCCUAUCAACCCCCUGACCCCGGUAAACCCUCCGAACCCCGGGUCUAUAGUGUCAGGGACGCCUAUUAAUAUGGAUAUAUUCCCGAAUUUCGGUUUUACGAAUAUGGGUUCAAUAACUAGUGGGACUCCAGUGUUGGCGAGUAAUAUGGGAUCGAUUGGUGGGACUAUGGGAUCGAUAACGAGUGGGACUCCAGUACCGACACUAUCUAGUGGGACUAUGGGAUCGAUAACUAGUGGCACGCCAGUACCAACGCUGUCUAAUAAUAUGGGAUCGAUAAGUGGCAAUAUGGGACCCAUAAGUGGGACUAUGGGACCCAUAAGUGGAACUAUAGGAUCGAUAAGAAGUGGUACACCAGUACCAACACUAUCUACCGGCAAUAUGGGAUCAAUGAGUGGGAAUAUGGGAUCGAUAACGAGUGGGACGCCCGUGCCCACGCUCUCUAGUGGGAACACGAUACCGAGCGGAUCUAUAACAUCGGGAACGGCUAUAACCUCACAAUACACAAGGCAUAGGAAAUACUCUGGGCCCAGAGCGAAACUACAAACGUUGGCUACAGUACAAGAAAUGGCUCGCGAACACCCGGAACGCUAUUCACCCGUGCGUCGGGCGGAAUGCUCGCCCCCAAGACAAACGCACGAUAUAGCGUCCGCGAGACUUGAGUACCAGCAGUUGCAGCGUGGCUUAGAACGAAGGUCGGGGCAGAGCGCUAGCGCUUCGCCCUUAGAGCCGCGGUUGCAUGCGCCUGCGUCUUUACCUGGAUCACCAAUACACGCGGGAGCUUCGCCACCGCUCGACCUGUCUGGUGAUAACACGAGAGACAGGGACCUCGCGCUCAAACUGGGGCUGAACCUGAACACCCUGUAUACAGCGCACAUACAACCGGACGUCCUAAAGUCCAUCCAUUCCUACGGGAGCUUCGGCAGAGCCUCUCCAGCAAGUCCAGGGUCCCCUCUUCAUCAGAUCACCGAAGGUCUGAGCUACCUCCAUACAGGAUCCAUCACCAGGGGCACUCCACAACCCAGUUCCACGCCGCUGGACCUUCGCAGCAAUGUGGACAUGGAAACCAGUUACCCCCAACUGCAUCCAAUGGUCCACCCCCAAAUACACAUGGUCACACACAGAUCGCUAAAUAACUCCCCUAUUUCCAACCCUGGAUCCCCCCUAGAUAUGAUUCAAGAGGAAAUCUCCAACGGGAAUAGUACGGACAAAUUUCAAAACUACCCCUUUACAAAUAACCCCCAAAUCAGUUUGACGGACUGUCUAGGGUCAGAAAUUACCCUAGUGGCCUCAUCAUCUGAAGACAGUGUGGAUAGUUUGGAAAACGCGAAAUAUCCUUUACCGCAAUUCGUUAUUUCUGAACCGUCAGAAAUAGACGAUCGGCCGUCCAUUACCAAGGGUAUUGGGAGGAAAGUCAGUCAAGAAACGGAAAUAGAAAUCGAAAAGGACACAGAAAUGCAGUCGCCCAAAGAAAGUAUUGAUGAAACUAGCAAAUACCUGGACAGGCCGAGGCGGGGAAGUGACAAAUCGUUAGGAUUUAGCGAUGAUUCUCUAAGCAACGAUUCGGCGAACGUUUCCCCGAACUGCGAACAUAACAUACAAUCUAUUUAUUCGAAUAUAGUCAGUAUUAGUUCGGGUUUCAGCGAAAACAGAGGCAGCUUUUCAGAACACAGAGAGUCUUUUUCCUUUUCGGACAGAGGAAGUUUUUCAGAACGUGGUGAUUUUGGAAGGUCCUCGUUUUCGGAAAAAAGCGAUUUCGGAAGAGGCAGUUUUUCGGAAAAGGGCGAAACGCCCAGAUCAAGUUUUUCUGCGCAAGGCGUGUUAGGAGAAGUCAAGGAAUAUUACGAAGAUGUGUACAUGCCGAGAGAGGGGGAAGAGCCAGCUAUAGAUCAAAUACAAAGAUCCACGAUGGAUCUACGAUUGACGGAGAUAUGUAGACCGGCAGAGCAGAAAAUACCGAUUUUGUUAAACCCACAGCAGAUAUCUUGCGUUCAGGAAUAUUACGAAGUCGCGUUAUCUACAGUGUGCUCACAAUUAGAUUCUCAACGGAUAGUUGAGUUGCUCAUGGAAACGAUAAAUACAAGAGUACCGCCUCAGAACAUAUUUGUUGAGUCAGCUAAAAAUAGUGACGAGGAAUUGAGCGGAUUUCUCAAUUUAGAGUACUCUGGGGGUAUUCAAAUUGAGUUGGUGGUCUGUGAGGAUAAAGCUAAAGAGAUGAAAGGGCUGAAGAUGAGGAGGAUCUCGGGAGAUCAAAGGGAGUAUGGGAAGCUGUGUCAACAAUUGAUCACCAGUUUGACGGUUUGAAAUGUGAGGGCGGACGGAACCCGGUUUUAAGUCACACUCAAAGUUACACUCAAACUCAAAUAUUUAAAAUGUUAAAAAGUGAUGAAAUAUAGAAUGUUCGUUCUGGAACUCAAACUCAAACUAUAACUUAAAUUUGAGCUCAAAUUUUUAAAUAAUCCAAAUAAAGAAUACUUUGUCACGGUUACGGUUCAUACUUUAAUUCAAACUUAAACUCAAACUCAAACUUAACUCUAAACUCAAAUAGAAUAUUUUGAAUACACAGAAGCCGUUUAAAUGUUCGAAAUAAAGAAUGAUAUUCAUACUUGAACUCAAACUUAAAUAUUUAAAAUGACUGCAGCGAUUUUAAAUUGUCGAAAUAUGGAACGCUGUUCACUUGAAACUCAAAC
Messenger RNA from Colias croceus (clouded yellow), 4845 nucleotides. RefSeq names its product MAP/microtubule affinity-regulating kinase 4 (gene Sik3). The transcript has 23 exons. The record is from RefSeq and is a predicted model, not a curated record. Gene Ontology annotation, biological process: microtubule cytoskeleton organization; protein phosphorylation; intracellular signal transduction. Gene Ontology annotation, cellular component: cytoplasm. Bases 44 to 4459 code for a protein of 1471 amino acids. Gene Ontology annotation, molecular function: protein serine/threonine kinase activity; tau-protein kinase activity; ATP binding. NCBI's taxonomy places the organism in Eukaryota, Metazoa, Arthropoda, Insecta, Lepidoptera, Pieridae.